GUCUCUUACUUAAGUCCUCUGAUCGUCCCGCUGUCUCCUCACCAAACUCGGUUGCCGGGACGAAAUCGACUUCGUCGUGCGUCCCAUCAUCUCCAUCCCUCGCCACGAUGCCACCUUCGCCUCGGCCCGGCCUCGCGAUCGCCUCCUUGCUCGCUCUCCUCGCCCACCUCCUCCUCCUCCCCCAUACUCCAGCCACCGCCGUCGAGGUCUGCGGCAUCGUCUCCUGCCCCGGCUCCUCCGCUGCCGACCAGUUCCUGCCGCCCCCGUCGGUCCAAUUCCCCUUCCGGCUCGACCGCCAGCGGCGGAGCCACCGCUGCGGCUACCCGGGCUUCGACCUCUCCUGCACCCCCGGCGGCGACACCCUCCUCCUCAUCCCCGGCUCCGGCGAGUUCACCGUCAAGUCCAUCACCUACUCCCCGACCCAGAGCAUCACCCUCGCCGACCCGGACAGCUGCCUCCCGAGGCGCCUCCUCACAAACUUCUCCCUCGCGGGGUCCGUCUUCCGGCCCCUGGUCCCGCGGCAGUUCACCUUCCUGAACUGCUCCGAUGGCACCGACUUGUCCCCGCUAGCGUCGGAGGGGGUUCGGGCCAUGCCGGUCCCGUGCCUCAGCGGGAGCAGCUACACGGUGAUGUCGGUGCCGACCAAGCUCUACGACAGGGAUUCGUACCCCUGCGAGGUGAUGGAGACGGUGACGGUGCCGCUGCCGUGGCAGUUCUGGGUGGACGUCGAGGCUGUCAUAAGCUUGACGUGGGACGUCCCGAACUGCGGGUCGUGUCGGAACCGGGGCGGGCAGUGCGGCUACAAGAGCGAUAACAGUACGGAGGUUGGUUGCAGCAAUGCCGCACGAACCGGUUUAUCAAGAAGUGCCAAAUAUGGGGUCAUCCUAGGAGUGGGAGUGCCUGGGCUCUUAUGCCUUAUUGGGCUGGCGUCUUUCGUCUUCGGUAAGAACAGGGCCCAUGAUCAGCCCGUGCAAUCUGAUGCGACCGACGUGUCCAACUUGAUCGCCUCACGAAGUGCGGCUGUUUCGAUGGGCCUAGACAGGCCCACGAUAGAGUCUUACCCAAGAACCCAACUCGGUGAGAGCCGUCGCUUGCCCAAGCCCAACGACACCACGUGUCCGAUCUGCCUGUGCGAGUACCAGCCCAAGGAGACGCUACGAACCAUACCCGAAUGCAAUCACUACUUCCACGUUGACUGUAUCGACGGGUGGCUCCGGCUGAACGCCACGUGUCCCUUGUGCAGGUACUCGCCCGAAGAUCAGAGCUGAUAUCGUCUGGAUUUCCUGAUAGACCAGAUGUCUCAUUCUUUUUCGGAACCGUGAUAAUCUAUACGAGAUUCCAUUCUAGAACGCGACAAGAGCAAUACGUUCCUAAAUUUAUCAUGUUUUGUCUUCGUCUUCAUUGUUUGUACCAUCAGGAACCAUUAAUUUUGUAAUUUUGUGCUCAAUACCAUAUUGUAAAUACUUUACAUUCUUUUG
Molecule: messenger RNA, 1478 nt
Organism: Eucalyptus grandis
Lineage: Eukaryota; Viridiplantae; Streptophyta; Magnoliopsida; Myrtales; Myrtaceae
Product: RING-H2 finger protein ATL20
Exons: 2
Coding region: 108-1268 (386 amino acids)
Molecular function (GO): polysaccharide binding
Source: RefSeq, a predicted model, not a curated record